Plenodomus lingam JN3 is the source of this 1824-nucleotide messenger RNA. RefSeq lists its product as uncharacterized. NCBI's taxonomy places the organism in Eukaryota, Fungi, Ascomycota, Dothideomycetes, Pleosporales, Leptosphaeriaceae. The record is from RefSeq and is a predicted model, not a curated record.
AUGAAGCGUAAAUUCUCUUUUAAUUUGGCGCCGGUGAAGAUCGUUUCCAAGACAGAGCCUGUGGCGGCCACCCCACAAUCCAAGCCAACAGAGCCAACCCCUCCCCCGUCCGCAUCACAUUCCCACAAAACACACGCCUCCAGGGACAGCAUAUGCGACAACUCGCCCUUCAUCUGCCGUCGUCCCCUGGAUGCGCAUACGGAACAGGAACUUCGCCUGGCAUGCCGCGCCAUUCUGCAAAACUUCAAGCCCUCCGACCAUGGCAUGGAAGACACGGACCCAAAGCUAGACUUUGGAGGCCUGCAAAGACGGCAAGAAAGCAAGUCACGGGCUACCGAGGUCAGGGUGCGUGCUCCAAUGGGAGUCCCUGCAGACCUGCAAAAGACAAGCUCCUUGCAUAGGAGCAAGACGAGGACGAGAGCAAAGGCCGAUCUAGAGAUCAAGGCACGGACACAGCAGAGUGAACUCCCUGUACGGGCAAACAGCAGUCGCAGGCGCGGAGACUUUGCCUGGCUGGAUGAACGGGAUGAUAAGAGGGAAGAGAAGCUCAAGACAUAUGGCAAGCCGUCCAUAGACAUGCCUAGGUCUGGAGUGGCACUCUAUGACUCGUCUAAUGAAGACAUCACCCUGCCAGUCACGGUCCCAUCGACGCUUGCUAAUGCAAAGGUCUCCUCCGCAGCCGCCAACUCGGCGACGCGACCUGGAGGAAAGAGCUCAAACCGGAGAUCACAAUCAGAGGAUCCUGCGGCCAUUGCCGACGCACAGGCUUCAGAAUGGAUGGCAAAGGAGUUGGAGAAGAAGAGACGCCAGGAAGCAUCACAGCCCCAGGCUCGACCUUCGACUGCCGUCAAUCCUCCGAGUCGCUCGAAGAGCAUCAAGGAGAACAUCAAGGGUUACGUCUUCCCCGGCAAUCGUAGUCGGGCCAUCAGUCGGGCCCAGUCCAAAGAGUCACUCAGGCAAGCAGAGGGAGGCGACGAUCAAGACCUCCAACGCAGUGGCUCAUGGCGAAAAUGGACCAUGCCUCGCAGGUCGAGCUCAAAGAGCAGGCCUGGAACGUCGGCUGGACCAACAGAAGAUGGCGACCAGUCCGCAAGGCCAGACUCUGGACAAGUCAAUCUCAACCGAGAGCUACCACCUCUCCCCGGCCUUGACCAAUGGAAAGAGCCCGCGGCCGCCACAGAAGACAAAGCCGCCUCCUCCAAACCACCCAUUCCCGAAAGCCACAUUGCAAACAUGAUGCGUCCCCAAGACGCAGUUCCGGACCGCUCCCCCGCCACGCACAAACAACACCGCAAAAGCGGUUCCGACACCCUUCUCACGCAAUACGCAAACGCCCACCCUCCCCGUGGCUCAUCCCGCCACCUCCAAGACACAGCCCAAUCCCCCCGCCGCGCACCCCCACCCGGCCCGGACACCACACACUCUCUCAUCAGCAGCCUCUCCUCCAGCACCCACACGCGCCACCGCAGCGGCGACAGCCUCACCACCCCCGGCACCGCAAGUCUCGACGCCGGCCCCUUGUCCCGCAAAUCGAGCGUCGACGUUACUUCAGCACUACACCCCACCCACACCCACACCGUCUCCGUCUCCGUCGCCGCCGAGCCCAAAUCAGCGUCCAAGAAGGACGAGCAGCGCUCCCGCCUCAAAAAGGUGUUUACCGGGUGGAUGUCGCGCAAGGAGAAGAAGGAGGAUUGGGUGCAGAGUAAACUUGACAAGGAGGGGCGAGGGGCCGAGCGUGUCUUGGUGCAGGAUGGUAAUUCUUCAGCGGUGGCGGCGGCAACAGGUACGGCUAAUGCGACGGCGAGUCCGGUGGUGAGGUAUUGA